AUGCUCAAGAAACCAUAAUAGCAAAAUCAAGAAUACCAAAUCAAGCCAAAACCCAGAGAGAAAUUCAAGUCUUCAAAGUGCAGAGAAUUGAUUUAAGAAAUCUUACAACAAAAAUUAAAAACAGGAUCAUAUUAGGAUGUAACAACUCAAUCCAAAGACAUCGCUGAGAACAUUAAAAAUAGACUCAAAUAGCAAUAUACUGUGACAAGUAGAUAUAAGUUUAUUGUACAUGUGUUAAUCGGUCAAUAAAGAGGCCAAGGAGUUAGAGUUGGCUCAAAAUGCUUUUGGGACUAUGACACUGAUAUGUGUGUUUCAGAAACUUUCAUAAAUGAUUCAUUAUUUUGUUUGGUAACAGUCUAUGCUGUCUACCUUUAUUGA
Paramecium tetraurelia is the source of this 378-nucleotide messenger RNA. RefSeq lists its product as uncharacterized. Gene Ontology annotation, molecular function: dynein intermediate chain binding. The transcript is spliced from 2 exons. The record is from RefSeq and is a predicted model, not a curated record. Gene Ontology annotation, biological process: microtubule-based movement. NCBI's taxonomy places the organism in Eukaryota, Ciliophora, Oligohymenophorea, Peniculida, Parameciidae. Gene Ontology annotation, cellular component: cytoplasm; cytoplasmic dynein complex.